This is a messenger RNA of Phyllostomus discolor (pale spear-nosed bat), 1304 nucleotides long. It is a transcript of the gene EAF2, whose product is annotated as ELL associated factor 2. The record is from RefSeq and is a predicted model, not a curated record. Gene Ontology annotation, molecular function: transcription elongation factor activity. Gene Ontology annotation, biological process: positive regulation of DNA-templated transcription; regulation of transcription elongation by RNA polymerase II. Gene Ontology annotation, cellular component: super elongation complex. Lineage: Eukaryota; Metazoa; Chordata; Mammalia; Chiroptera; Phyllostomidae.
UGGGUUGGCUGCGCCGACGUUUGAGUAUGCUACUCUUUCAGGCUGAGGUGGCAGAUGGUGGGGAUCCCGGGUGGCUAAGACGAAGUCGGAGUCGGAGGAGAAUGAUGAGUGGACCCUGGCACGUCGACGGUCGCGAGCGGGUUCUCAAGUUAGGCGAGUUUGAGAAGCAGCCGCGCUGCGCCUUUCACACUGUGCGCUAUGACUUCAAACCUGCUUCUGUUGACACUUCUUGUGAAGGAGAGCUUGAGGUCGGCAAAGGCGAACAGGUGACAAUAACUCUGCCAAAUAUAGAAGGAUCAACUCCGCCAGUAACUGUUUUCAAAGGUUCAAAGAAACCUUACUUAAAAGAAUGCAUUUUGAUAAUUAACCAUGAUACUGGAGAAUGUCGACUAGAAAAACUCAGUAGCAACAUCACUGUAAAAAAAACAAGGGUUGAAGGAAGCAGUAAAAUGCAGUCUCGUGUAGAGUAUCAGCAGCAACAUCGCGUAGAGCAUCAGCAGCAACAAAUGCGGAAUUUAACGAGGACCCCCAAUCUUGUAAAACAUUCUCCACCGGAAGACAAGAUGUCUCCAACAUCUUCAAUGGAUGAUAUUGAAAGAGAACUGAAGGCAGAAGCUAGUCUAAUGGACCAGAUGAGUAGUUGUGAUAGUUCAUCUGAUUCUAAAAGUUCAUCAUCUUCAAGCAGUGAGGAUAGUUCCAGUGACUCAGAAGAUGAAGAAUACAGAUCCUCUCCUUCUGAUUCAGGAAACUGUAUCUCAGGACAUCCUUCUAUGUCUGCUGUGGCGCAUUGCAGGAUUCCCAGUAUAGAUGCUGGUCAUAAUAGAUAUCAUGACGAUAGUGGCCUUAUGAUGAAUACUUUAAGAAGUGAUUUGCAGCUGAGUGAAUCAGGAAGUGACACUGAUGACUGAAGAAACAUUCAGCUAUCCAUAUAAAAUUACAAGACAUGUAAUAAUUUAUUUUAUAUUAAGAAAAAAUAUUUCUAAGACUGAGGAAAUGUACCUUAACUUUAAAUGAUAAAAAAAAUUAAAUUUGAUUCAGAAUUUUCAGUUGAUGUUACUUUUUUUUUUUACCUUUUAUGGGUACCAGCAUUUUUAAUUGUUUUCAUUUAAUCUUAAAACUUUUUUGAAGUUUUAAAGAUGAGAAAAGAGACUUAGGUUAGUAACAUGCCUGCAUAUUGUUAGUUAAGAGGUAGCAGAUCAGGUAGGUGUUCUAUCAUUCAAGUUCAGUGCUUUGUUUUACCACAUGACUGUCUCCAAUUGUGAAAUGUCAAAACUAUGGGUUUAUAAUAAAUUCUAUGAUUUUAA